AUGUCCCCCCCAAAAAAGGAUGCAUUUGCGGAUCUUUUCAAAUCAGCUAAUUCUUCGACGUCGAAUACUUCGUUGACUAACUUGCCACUCUCCGAGAGGCAGAAGAAAAAUCAGAAAGAUAAUAGAAAUGGGAUACCAAAACAAAACAAUUGGAAUGAUUUAGACAUAUUUAUAAAUGAUAGAGGUUCAGGUAAUACUUUAUCAACCUCUGAAAUUCCCAGGAACGAUUCACCACAGCACUUGAAAGCAACGGAUGAUCCAUUUUCCCUAUUUGAAUUGAGAUCAGAAAUAACUUCUGCGACCGCUGAACCAUUACCAAAUAGUGUCUCAAAACAAGGACGAAAAGUUCAAGAGUCAUCUUUGCUCAUUGAUGAUGAAUUUACAGAUGCAUUCGUUUCAUCGGAGAUUGAACAACCAAUAGAAGAAAUUAACAAGCCAGAACUACCAGCUCGAAAACAAAGCAACCUCAGCUCUUCUCUUCAAAAAAAUGUGAUUGAUACUAAACGACUUAGCACUCCUGAAAGUGAACAUGAGAAGAGAGAUACAGUUUUAGCCGAAUUAGUUGAUAUUGGAUUUUCUCUUGAGGUUUCCAAUCAAGCAAUAAGCAAGGUUGGGCCCGAUGUCCAAUCUUGUGUGAAUUUUAUUAUGGAUGGCUCAAAAAGCAAAAAGGCACUGAUACCGCAGUCAAACAAAGCCGAUUUUAGCAGUUCCGAAUCAGAUAUUAGUGCUAGAAUAAAUGAGGUGUCUACAGAUAUAUUUAACAAAGCAUCGUUCUUUUUAAGUAAAUCAAAACAGACUGUGAUGAAAAACUUGGAGCAGUUUCAACAUGGGAUGGAUUAUGAAACUGAUACUAAUGUACCUAAUUGGUUGAAAACUCAGCAUAUAUACAAGAAAGAUGCAAUAGAGAGAAGGUCAAAUGGUGAAAAGUUAGAAGAUUAUGGGUCGGACGAAGAAAAUAUUGAUAAAGGAGCAAUUGAUGACUUCAUAAGGAACCAAAAGAAGAAAGAAAAAGAAAAGGCUAGAAUGAGAUAUGACAAUGUCAAGGAGUUCGCUAGAAGCUCUAUGAGCUCUGGAAGGAAUUCUCCCGCUAGUAAACUGGAACAAGGUUCCAAUCGUGAAUCACAACUCUCCUCUUCUAAUAACUCCAAAUUUGAAAACGAUGUCGACGAAAAAAUGCCCGAAGAAGAGUUAUCUUCUGCUCAUAAUUCUAAACAGCCCGGUAUCAUUUCUUCUGAUUUUAGAUCAUUUUCUUCCGAACUGUCUGUAAAUGACAAAAAUGUGGAAGAAUUUGAUUUGAUUGGCUUUAAUGAGUCCCAAAACGAAUCAAAUAAAACAAAGAGCCCACUGAAGACAAUCUCUACUCCUUUAGACCAAUUCCAGCAAUCGGAUUAUAAUGAAGCAAAAGAAAAGGCUACAGAACUUUUUAGUAAAGGAGAUUAUGAUGGUGCAUUGUUAUAUUAUAUGAAAUGCUUAGAGGCUUUGCCGCCUAAUCACGAACUAAGAAUUGUAAUUCAAUCUAAUCUUUCUCUCAACUUCAUAAAAUUGGGUAACUAUAAAAGCGCAAUUGAAUCGUGUGCAAGCGGGUUAGACUUAAUUGACAAGAAUGAUUUGACUAAGGUGGAUGUUAUGAUAAGUGGUAAGCCUGUCAAACAAUGGUAUAUCAAGUUACUAUCUCGCAAGGCCGAAAGUUUAGAAAUGAGGGAAUCUUUUCAAGAGAGUUUAUCAUGCUAUAUGGAAUUGAUUCAACUAGGCGUAGUCAAUAAAAAGAUCAUGGAUGGUAAGAGAAGAGUUAAUGAUAUAGUCAAACCGAAGAGAAAACCAGCACCAGCAUCUCAACCUGUUAGAUCUAACACAGCUUCCCCGAGUGUAAAUAAUGAAAACCUGAGGAGGCUCCAGAGAGAACGAGAGAAAGCUAAAUAUGAAGAUGAGCUUAAGUUCAAACUUAAUGAUAAAAUUCAAGAAAAGGUCUUUGAAUGGUGCAAUGGAAAAGAAGACAACAUCAGAACGUUACUCACCACCCUUCCUAAUGUCUUGCCAUCUAGAUUAGGAUUCCCUUUUCUCAAUGACAAAAAGAUAACUCUUAACGAUUUGAUGUUACCUAAAAAAGUGAAGAUCAGCUAUAUGAAAGUAAUAAGUUUGAUUCAUCCAGACAAAAUUGGCAAUUUUCAAUUGGAAGACAGAUUACUUUGUGAAGGCGUCUUCAUCACGUUAAAUAAAUCUUGGGAUAUCUUUAAAGAACAAAACGGAAUGAGCUAA
Messenger RNA from Priceomyces carsonii, 2256 nucleotides. RefSeq names its product Fgr32p (gene FGR32). The record is from RefSeq and is a predicted model, not a curated record. Gene Ontology annotation, molecular function: clathrin binding. Gene Ontology annotation, biological process: clathrin-dependent endocytosis; clathrin coat disassembly. NCBI's taxonomy places the organism in Eukaryota, Fungi, Ascomycota, Pichiomycetes, Serinales, Debaryomycetaceae. Bases 1 to 2256 code for a protein of 751 amino acids. Gene Ontology annotation, cellular component: vesicle; cytoplasm; intracellular membrane-bounded organelle. The transcript has a single exon.